GAGCCCAUGUACUAUUUCCUCUGCAUGCUGGCUGUCACCGACCUGGUCCUGUCUACAUCCACCCUGCCAAAAACCCUGAGCAUCUUCUGGUUCAAUUCCAAGGAGAUCGAUUUUAGUUCCUGCCUCACCCAGAUGUACUUCAUGCACUGCUUUUUAGUGAUUGAGUCUGGGAUCUUCGUGGCCAUGGCGUUGGAUCGCUAUGUGGCCAUCUGCCAUCCCCUGCGACAUUCCACCAUCCUCACAAACCCUGUGGUGGCCAAAAUCGGCCUGGCUGUGGUGAUACGCAGCAGCAUUCUCGUACUGCCCACACCCUUCCUAGCAAGAUGGUGGCCAUAUUGCCUAACUAACAUCAUCCCCCACACACACUGCGAGUACAUUGCCGUGGUGAAGCUGGCCUGUGGUGACAUCCGCAUCAGUAGUUACUACGGCCUCUUUGUGGCUUUCUUUGUGACUGGUCUGGAUGUGUUUUUUAUAUCUGUGUCCUAUACUCAGAUCCUCAGAGCUAUCUUCAGGCUCCCCACAAAGGACGCCCAACUUAAGACUUUUGGGACCUGCGGCUCCCACCUCUUUGCCAUCUUAGCUUUUUACAUCCCCGCUCUCUUCUCCUUCCUCACACAUCGCUUUGGCCAGAACGUGGCCCAGCAUUUCCGCAUUCUCAUUGCCAACGUGUACCUCCUGGUGCCCCCCAUGCUGAACCCCAUCAUCUACGGGGUGAAGACGAGACAGAUUCGGGAUCGGUUGCUCCAACUCUUGAGUCAUAAAGGGACCUAA
Messenger RNA from Pelodiscus sinensis (Chinese soft-shelled turtle), 771 nucleotides. Its product is annotated as olfactory receptor 52B2-like. Gene Ontology annotation, molecular function: olfactory receptor activity; G protein-coupled receptor activity. Gene Ontology annotation, biological process: G protein-coupled receptor signaling pathway. NCBI's taxonomy places the organism in Eukaryota, Metazoa, Chordata, Testudines, Trionychidae. The record is from RefSeq and is a predicted model, not a curated record. Gene Ontology annotation, cellular component: plasma membrane.